UUGCCCGGCACACGUGUCUUUCUUGCGAUCCUCCUGCCUUGCAUAUUUACUACUGCAAAAUGAAUUUCGAAGAAGAUUUUAACUUUCCUGCUCACAUUCUCACCUUAACCUCCUCCACGGACCUUGAAUUAUCACGCUUUAUAUCAAAAUGUAUCGCUCAUCUGAAGCAACACGGGGAUUCCGUCGAUCUGAAAAUGUUCACCCAUUCCAUGAACAAUUUUCCUCCUCCGAUGAAUUCCCACUAUCGGGUCGCCGUGGUGGCCAAGACUGUACCGGAAAUGGUGCAAAAAUUGGAGAAGGGUGCCUACCUUAAGGGGAAAGUUGUCCAACCGGAAGUAAAGCCCAAGAUUUGCUUCCUAUUUCCGGGAUAUGGAACGUGCCCUUACAAACAGGGGCAUGAGUUGUACACCAGCUUAAAAGUUUUUGAGGACAUGAUGGUCCAAGCGGAAGAUUCGGUGAGGCGUGAAAUUCCGGAAAUUUCAAUUCUCGACGCGCUCUACGGAGAGGACAGGGCGCUCCUGAACAAUCCGGUGCAUGCCCUUAUUCCCCAACUUUUCUUGAGUUAUGGAAUUUUUAAGGUCUGGGAAAGUUUUGGAAUCCACCCCGACUACGUUUUAGGCCACUCCAUGGGCGAUUAUGUGGCCGCAGCGGCCGCCAACAUCAAUCACAUGAUGACCGACGUGGUACAGAUUUGUUGGUGGUUUUCGCAAAACGUGGAUCAGAUCAAGGACGGCGAAAUGGCCGUCGUUCUGCAGGAGGAGGACAUGAUCCACGGCCUUCUCGAGGAAGAAGAGGGCGCAGAAUGGUUAGACUUUUCAUCCCACAAUACGAAAUACCAACACGUGGUGGGCGGCACGUUCAAAGCGAUGCAAGGUUUUAAGGAAACGUGUAAAAGCUUGAAAAUCCCGUGUUUUGAGAUGACCUUGAAAAAACCGUUUCAUACGAGGGGCGUUCAACCCGUGAUCAAAGCGUUGGCCGAGACGGUGACAAAAUUCAAGUAUGGCGCGCCAACUACCAAAUUUGUGUCGUCCUACACGGGAAAUAUUGAAGAUUCGCUAAAUGCGGCCACCUGGACAAACCAUUUCCGACAACCGGUAAAUUUCAAAAAAGCCUCCGAAACCGUGGUGUCCGAAGGGGUGAACGUGUUCGUCGAAAUGGGGGCAGACACCCCACUGGGCUCGAUGAUGAAAGAGAACAUGGAGACCAACGCGGACUUCAAGAAGAAAAUCGAGGCCGGUCAGUACCACUGGUUACCAUCCAUCACCGGAGCUGCGACCGAGUUUGAAACUCUUCUGAACACUUUUGCGCAACUUUUUGUCUUAGGCUGCCCCGUAAAAUGGACCGGAUUGUAUGGAAGCUUUAACGUCAAGCAUUUCGACACGACCUGGCUGCACGAUGAUAAUCGGAAAGAUCUGAUUGAGGAAUUCCUCGUAGAUUUGGAGAAGGCUGGAAAACCAUGCAUUUUCCGAUAGUUCAUGCAUAUUUCUAAACAUGCACUCUAAAUAAAGUUGUGUAAAAUUUGAGAUCAAACAACCGGUCGUGUGCACAAAUUUUUUACAAGAUGAAAGUAAUUUUUAUCUGAAAUCAUAAUUGACAGAAAAUCGUACAAAUUUGUAUAAAUUUUAAAAUUCAUAGUGUAACGUUUAAACAGACCGUUGCUGCGUAAUUGAUAAUUUUACACAACCUUGAGUAAAUUGUAAUCAAAAUUAUUUAGAGUGAAGCUAAAAAAACAAUAAAAGGUUUGAGAACGAUUAGAUAAAACAAAUACAGAAAAGUUGAAUUUUCACGUAUUUUUACAUUCUGAUAUUCUGAAAUAAAGCAAAAUUAAUAGUAGCUUAGUUUUAGAAGAACUGUCAAUUUUCGUAAAGUAUGUAUACAAUUUCGAGUAAAUAUCAAAAUUCAUGAUAAAUACAAUCUGUACAUUGAAAUACCUAUUAUGCAAUCGUUGGAAUUGUAUAAUUAUACUUUUCUUUGUAUAAAAUCUACAUAUAAAAUAUGUCUAAUUUUAAUGCAUACUUAUGUAGACUAUAAAAUUACUUGUAUGCGUCCAGAAUUAUGCAACCUGGUCACCAAAAAUAUUUUUUUACAAAAAUCGAAAUUUAUUUCACCUGACCGCCAAUGUUUACGUCAAAAUUAAUUUGUAUAAAUAUGAUGCCCUUUUAAAAUACUCAAUUCCUCCAAAUUUUGUCGCUCCAGUUUUAAAUUGAAAAUAAAUAAAGCCAUUUACACAAU
This is a messenger RNA of Folsomia candida, 2232 nucleotides long. Its product is annotated as polyketide biosynthesis acyltransferase homolog PksD-like. The coding region runs from base 60 to 1472 and encodes 470 amino acids. Gene Ontology annotation, molecular function: fatty acid synthase activity. Gene Ontology annotation, biological process: fatty acid biosynthetic process. The transcript has 4 exons. The record is from RefSeq and is a predicted model, not a curated record. Lineage: Eukaryota; Metazoa; Arthropoda; Collembola; Entomobryomorpha; Isotomidae.